AUGAAAUUAUUGUCAACUUUAUCGCUCACUUCAAUUGCAAUCGCAACAGCAAUAGAUCCAUAUCUUCCUAAUGUAUUUGGUAUUGAAAAAAGAGAUUUACAUUCUUGUUCACAAUCAACACAAGCAUGUAUUUAUGCUAAUGAACUUGAGUUGGGUUGUAAUGGGGAUGUAAGAGAUAAUGCCGUUCUAUUUAACUGUGUUUGUCACAAUGAAGUAGGUAAUCCUUAUAUUAAUGCAUGGCAAUCUUGUUUUAGUAUUUGUCUUGAUCCUAAAUAUGGUGCGGUGAGCCAAGUUGAUUUUUAUAAUGGUUACUGUUCACUCUUACCAGGUUGGACUAAAAUUGAUGGACCUCCUGCUUCUUCAAAUGUUGCACCAGCACCACCAGCUUCAUCAAAUGCCGCUCCAGCUCCACCAGACUCAUCAAAUGUUGCUCCAGCUCCACCAGCUUCAUCAAAUGUUGCUCCAGCUCCACCAGCUUCAUCAAAUGCCGCUCCAGCUCCACCAGCAUCAUCAAAUGUAGCUCCAGCUCCACCAGCUUCUUCAAAUGUUGUUCCAGCUCCACCAGCUUCUUCAAAUGUUGUUCCAGCUCCACCAGCUUCUUCAAAUGUUGCACCAGCUCCACCAGCUUCUUCAGCACCAGCUCCACCAGCAUCAUCAAACGUAGCUCCAGCUCCACCAGCUUCUUCGAAUUAUUUUCCAGCUCCACCAGCUUCUUCGAAUGUUGCUCCAGCUCCACCAGCUUCAUCUGUUGCAAUUUCAAUUGCCCCAGGUGCACCAUCAAGUGCUAUAGUUAUUUCAGUUCCAGGUUUUUCAAGUGAUGUUAUUCAACCACCACCAAUUUCAUCAGGUGUAUCAAGUGUUAUUGUUCAAUCACCUAAAUCAUCUGAUGUUGUAGCCCCAGUUUCUUCAGCUAAACCAGCUUCAAUUUCUUCAAGCAAAUUAGGACCAAUUUCAUCAAGUAUUCCAGUUUUACCAGCUAGUUCAUCAGGUUUUGCAUGGUCAAAUUCAACCGGUCCAAGCACUGGAUCAGGUAGUGGAUCAGGUAAUGGAUCAGGAAAUGGAUCAGGAAAUGGAUCAGGUAAUGAAGGAUCAGGAAGUGGAUCAGGUAAUGGAUCAGGAAGUGGAUCAGGUAAUGGAUCAGGAAGUGGAUCAGGAAAUGGAUCAGGUAAUGAAGGAUCAGGAAGUGGAUCAGGUAAUGGAUCAGGUAAUGAAUCAGGAAGUGGAUCAGGUAAUGGAUCAGGUAAUGAAUCAGGAAGUGGAUCAGGUAAUGGAUCAGGAAGUGGAUCAGGAAAUGGAUCAGGUAAUGAAGGAUCAGGAAGUGGAUCAGGAAAUGGAUCAGGAAGUGGAUCAGGUAAUGGAUCAGGAAGUGGAUCAGGAAAUGGAUCAGGUAAUGAAUCAGGAAGUGGAUCAGGUAGUGGAUCAGGUAAUGAAUCAGGAAGUGGAUCAGGUAGUGGAUCAGGUAGUGGAUCAGGAAGUGGAUCAGGUAGUGGAUCAGGUUCAAGUCCAAAAGAAAUAACACUUACAAUCACAUCAUGUAGUGAAGGUCAUUGUUCAGCUGCUGCAACUCUUACAACAGGAUUAACUACAAUUACUGAAGCAGACACUACUUAUACAACUUAUUGCCCAUUAUCAACUGCAAAAGAAACCAUUGAAGCUGCAUCAAAAACGAUCGUUACAAUUACGUCAUGUUCUGAAGGUCAUUGUACUCCAAUUUCAACUUUUACUACCGGUGUAACAACAAUUACAAAUGAUUAUACAACAUAUACAACUUAUUGUCCAUUAUCAAGUGAAUAUGAAAUAACUUAUAUUACUAGUGUUUCAGAAGGUUCAACAUACAUUCAUACUUCAGGUUAUAAAUAUAUCUCAGAAGCAGAAACAAUCUACACUACUUAUUGCCCAUUGAGUGUUCCAACUACUGUUAUUGAAUCUACUGAAGGAGGUAUUGUUCACACAUAUACAACUGGUUAUACUAUUGUUAGUGAAGGAGCAAAAACAUAUACUACAUAUUGUCCUACUGAAGUCCCAACUACAAUUAUUGAAUCAACAGCUGCAGGUGGUGAAGUUCAUACUUUUACAACUGGUUGGUCAGUUGUUACUAAAACUGCUACUGGAUAUACUUCAUAUGUUUCUUGGACACCAGCACCAACAGUUGCUGCUGAAUCCAUUUCAGGAUCAACUGUAAUUGGAUCACACGAAUCAGGAGUCAUUUCAGUUCAAGAAGGUUCAGGAUCGGGUUUAAGAUUCUCAUUAUUAGCUGGUUUAAUUUCAUUUAUUGGUGCUUUAUUUUAG
Messenger RNA from Lodderomyces jiufengensis, 2289 nucleotides. RefSeq lists its product as uncharacterized. Bases 1 to 2289 code for a protein of 762 amino acids. NCBI's taxonomy places the organism in Eukaryota, Fungi, Ascomycota, Pichiomycetes, Serinales, Debaryomycetaceae. The record is from RefSeq and is a predicted model, not a curated record. The transcript has a single exon.